AUGGAGCUCACCCUCGCAGAAAUCGACCAGCAAGAAGCAAACACAAUCCUACAGGCAUUCAACUCAGACAUUGCUUUUGAAAUUGGCUGCAGGUUGCGAACGCUGGCGCUGAAAGAGUUUGACAGGCCUGCCCUGCUCCAAAUUGUUUCAGCAACUGGCUUGGUCUACUUCCAGGCCAGCUCUCGCCCGGGCACAAUUAUAGACAACCAGUUUUGGGCAGAACGGAAACGUCGCACGGUGCUGCACUUUUACCGCUCGACUUUCUACCUUGGUACAAAACUCAGAAUCGAGGGCAGAGAGCUUUACAACACGUUCAAGCUCCCUGAGGAUCAGUACUCUCUAGCUGGAGGCGGCUUCCCUAUCAGAGUCAGAGGCACCGAGGGUGUUCAAGCGGUUAUUGUAGUCAGUGGCUUGAAACAGCACGAGGAUCAUGAUCUAUGCUACCGUGCUUUACGUGAAUACAUUGAGUCUGCCGAAGAAGCCGCCCUUUCUAUAAAACCGUCAAAAGAAGACUCAAUUGAAGCCUAG
This is a messenger RNA of Wickerhamiella sorbophila, 528 nucleotides long. RefSeq lists its product as hypothetical. Lineage: Eukaryota; Fungi; Ascomycota; Dipodascomycetes; Dipodascales; Trichomonascaceae. Gene Ontology annotation, biological process: post-translational protein targeting to endoplasmic reticulum membrane. The transcript has a single exon. The record is from RefSeq and is a predicted model, not a curated record. Gene Ontology annotation, cellular component: TRC complex. The coding region runs from base 1 to 528 and encodes 175 amino acids.